AUGCGAAGACGGGCCUCUCUUGCGGGCGCCGACGAAGAUGAAGGAUUGAAGGUCGACAUGCGAAGCAAUGUUGAAGAGGUGGAUACCGACGACAACAACGACCAUCCGCCCACCCAAGAACAACGGGAAGUCUCACGCGAAAAGGAAUCCGACGACGACCUGGACUCUCCCCAAUCGACCCCUGCGCCUGCCGCCGACACCAAGAUGGAGGACUUCUAUCGCAAACAGCGCCAACGCGCGAGGCUGCGCAGCCCCUGGUCGUGCUCGCUGGUGACGAUGAUAUGCACCGGUCUAUCGCUGCUGCUGUUGGCCACUAUCGCCCAGUCUUUCCUCGCCCGCCAACUGGAUCCCAAGGGCUGCAACAUGUCGUACAUGCUCUCGGCCUUUGCCAAAUACACAGACUUCGACACAGAGCAUACGAGGUUCGCCACAAAGUACUCGCUGUAUCUGUACCGCGAGGCUGGCAUUGAUCAGGACACGCGCGUGCGUAUGAACGACCAACACGUCAUACAAGAGACUGACACUCCACACAGGNUCAAAGGCAUUCCCGUGCUGUUCAUUCCCGGCAACGCAGGUAGCUACAAGCAAGUCCGCUCUCUGGCCGCCGAAGCCGCCAAUUACUAUCACGACGUCCUGCAACACGAUCCACAAGCCCAGCAGGACGGCAAGCGGCCCNUUGACUUCUUCUCGGUCGACUUCAACGAAGAUAUUACCGCUUUCCAUGGCCAGACACUUCUUGAUCAGGCCGAAUACCUGAAUGAAGCCAUCGCAUACAUCCUCGCUCUCUAUCACAAUCCUCAUCGCAGUCUGCGCGAUGAAUCCCUACCCGACCCUACCUCGGUCAUGCUCGUUGGCCAUUCAAUGGGAGGUAUCGUUGCCCGCACAAUGUUCACAAUGCACAACUACCAACCUAAUACCAUCAACACAAUAAUCACUCUAUCCGCUCCUCACGCUCGUGCACCCGUCUCCUUUGACCAGGACAUUGUCGACACAUAUCAGAACAUCAACGACUACUGGCGUAAGUCAUACUCUAUGGAUCAAAAUCCAUUGGACCAUGUUACUCUGGUAUCUAUCGUCGGAGGUGGUCUGGAUACUGUUGUGCCGUCAGACUACGCUAGUCUGACUUCUCUGGUGCCCGAAUCGCAUGGUUUCACCGUUUUCACUUCGACAAUGCCUCAUGUAUGGACUGGAAUGGAUCAUCUGGCCAUCAUAUGGUGCGAUCAGCUCCGCAAAGCAGUCAUCAAGGCUUUGUUUGAUGUCGCUGAUGUAAAACAACCUACACAAACGAUACCGCGCGAGGAGCGCAUGCGCCACUUCCGAAAACGCUUCUUGACUGGCCUGGAAUCCACCGUGCAGAAAGAGCUACCAAAUCAAGAAGCAAAAAUGCUUCUCUCACUCGAUGAUCAAUCUUCGGCCAUUCUCACCGAGGGUGAACCCUUGAGUCUUCGUCAGCUGGGUUCCUCUGCAAAGACUGAAGCUCAUGUUUUGCCUGUACCAUCUCUGGUGCAGAAUGAUGCUCGGAGACUUUCCGUCCUGACAAAUCAGCGAAUUGAUGAACACGGUCCUGUCCAGGUCUUCCUGUGUUCCGCUCACGUUCCUCAAGCUGGCGCUGGUGGUAAUGCUUAUGCCAUCAAUCUGGACCUUUCUGGUGGCUCCUCAGGCUUCAUGCGUUUGUCUUGCAAGGACUCUGCAGUCGAUGCUAUUGCUCUGCCUGCUUCGAACUCGGGAUCAAACUUUGCUUUUGAUGACGUCGCACCCUUUGCAUACGUCGACUAUGCGCUACAGGACCUGGCCGAGUAUCAAUUUGUUGCUGUCAUUGACAAGGCGAGCGAACUCACCGAUGGAUGGGUUGUAGCUGAAUUCAGCGAUGCCGUCAAAUCGACUGUCACUGUCAAGAGAUCGUUGCGCAGUCUGAUGCUGAGUGGCAUGCAUCGUGUCUUGCCAGCUACACGCGCCAUGGUCAACGAAAUUCGCGUUCCUCGUGUGCACUCGAGUUUACUGGCCUACACCUUGCGUGUUCACCAGAAGUGCAAUACUGAGCCUCUUUUCCAGCCUCUGCUGAGGCAGUACAUCUCUGAACCGUACGAGUCGAAAUUCUUCCCGAACGUUCGCGGGCAUGUCAACAUCAAUUUGCAUGGCGUCUCGCCUUUUGUGCCUCCUCCGGCGAAUGCGGCACACACCAAAGAUGGACUCUCGCUACAGAUUUGGUCGGAUCCAACCUGCAAUGCAGAGAUGAGUGUGUCCUUGGAUAUCGACUUCCUCGGAAGCUUCGGCAAACUCUAUAUGCGUUACAGGACUGUUUUUGCUGCUUUUCCUCUGGUCGUUGUGACGCUGGUGCUGCGAAAGCAGUUCAAAAUCUACGAUGCUACUGNNCGCUCGGGCAACAACUACAACUUCUACAACUACGUACACAGCAUGCUAAUACUCAUGCUCUGGAUCCUACCCAUCAACUUGCCAGUCCUCGUCGUCUGGAUCCACAAUCUCGCCGUCCACUGGCUGACACCCUUUUCCUCGCACCACAACAUCCUCUCCAUCAUGCCCUACAUCUUGAUUGUCGAAACCAUGAGUACUGGCCACAUCAUCCCUCGACUACAGUCUCCAUGGCGCUUAGUCAACAACAUCAUGUUGUUCUGUCUAGGGCUGUAUGCAGCGGUAUAUGGCGUUAGUUAUGCGUAUGUGCUGCAUCAUUUGGUUAAUUGUUGGUGUGCUUGGUUGGUAAUUGUGCAUUUUGCGCCGGUGAUUGUGCGGAGAGGUGCGCUUGGGGAACAGCAGAGAGGAGGAGGCAGUUCGCCGCCGACGCCGCCGGGGGAUGGGCAUGUCAAGAAGAUUCCUUGA
Molecule: messenger RNA, 2835 nt
Organism: Aureobasidium vineae
Lineage: Eukaryota; Fungi; Ascomycota; Dothideomycetes; Dothideales; Saccotheciaceae
Source: the annotation of a GenBank genome assembly